Molecule: messenger RNA, 306 nt
Organism: Seminavis robusta
Lineage: Eukaryota; Bacillariophyta; Bacillariophyceae; Naviculales; Naviculaceae
Source: the annotation of a GenBank genome assembly
AUGAAUAUCUUGGAAUUUCGAAUGAAUACGGGAAAGGUAGUCAAUUAUGUGCUCAUCCUCAUUCUGAACAAGGUCUUUCGAGCACCAGCUCUUCAUGAGCGGAGGAACGUCUGCAAAGUUAGGGCGAUGGGAGUCCUCCCCCAUUAUGUUGAUGGAAACCUUACGAUAUUCCCCAGGCAGCCCUUCCUCGACAUUCUUCAAAAGUCCAUCCAUCACCGCGGAGUGUAUCUGAGGCACCAGUGUUUCCGACAUUUCGUUCUUGGCCAUUUCUUGGAGCCGCUUGGUGACCAAAAUAUGGUUGAUUAA